UUUUUUUUUGCAAAAGUAAGAUGAGCCUUUAUGUUCUUUUUGGUCAGCAGUGUUUUUCGCCUUUGAACUCUGCCAUGAACGCCAUUUUUGCCCAGUCUCUUCCUUAUUGUUGUGUCGUGAACACUGACCUUACCUGAGGCAAGGGAGGCCUGCAGUUCUGCAGAAGUUGUCCAGAGUUCCUUUGUGGUCUCCUGGAUGAGUCAUUGCUGUUCUCUUGGGGUAGUCUUUUUAAGCCAGCCACUGAUGGCUUACAAAUGGUUCACCACUGUUCCAUGUUUCUCCAUGUGAGGAUAAUGGCUCUCUCUAUGGUUUGCUGGAAUGCUAAAGCAUUAGAAAUGGCUUUUGUAACCCUUUCCAAACUGAUAGAUGUCAAUGACUUUAUUUCUUGAAUGUUCUGGAAUUUCUUUGGAUGGUGUCAUUUUGUUGCAGCUUUUUUUAGCUCUUUUGUCCGACUUGAUUUUGUCGGGACAGGUUCUGUUUAGGCGCUUUCUUGAUUGAACAGCUCUGGAGGUAAUAAGGCUUCGGUGUGAUCAGUGAAAAUUAACCCAAAAUUGUUAUGGGUUAAUGAGGGGGGUAAUUACUGUUUCACACAGGGCAGGGGAACUUUGAAUAGUUGUUUUGUUUUUUGUUUAUAAACGACACCACCAUUUACAAAUAGCCUUAUAAUUUAACUGGAGUUAUAUUUGUCUGAUGUUUACAUUUGUUUGAUGAUCUUAAACAUUAAAGUAGGGAAACUAUGCAAAAAUAUAGGAAUCCAAGAAGGGGGCCGAUACUUUUUCACGGCACUGUGCCUGAAGAAUCUACUUGCACGGCAAUUGUAUAAUUGUAGCAACUUUGUUCCUUCCCACCACCGUUGAACCCCGCUGAUUUUAAAUGGCACUUUUAUUGGUGAAAGUGCAAUACUUGGCAAACAGGCAAGUCACUUUGAAGCCAAACUCGUGUCUCGUAAGGUUGAAGCAGACAACAGUAUAAUGGCGAUGAGCACACAGAAUGCAGCUUUGCUGGCGGCCUCUGCGUUGUGUGCAGCAUCUGAAGGGUUAACACUCAGCCAGGCGGGCGCAAGCGUGCGGCGGAAGACGUCGGAGCCUCCCCCUCGGCCUUCACGAGCGGCUGAAGGUGACUCGAUCUCCUCUCGGCUGGGGGAUGCAGAGGGAGCUGCUGGCGGCGCUUCCGCCCCGCGACACCGUCCUCAACCGGGGAACAUCUGUCGGCUUGAGCCGGGGCUCCAGACGUUGACUGCGCUUGUCUGCAGUGUCCGAGGCGGCGGCGGUGUCUUUGUGCUCUGCAGAGAGGACACAGCAAGCCUUCAGAAGAAGACGGGCGCUCUCUGCAUGCAUGAGUUCUGCACCGAGCGGGCGGAAAAAGCGCCCCAGAUCUGCAGGCAGCGUCUUGCCCAUCACGAGAGGGCUGCAGACGGAGUCGGAGCUCCGGGAGAGCACCGUGGACGGCAGCAGGAUGACUGUGCAGGAAUUCAACACCCUGGUGGCUCUGUACCGAGAACAGGUCAUUUCUGUCGGUGAGAUGUCAGCCGACUGUCCAUCUCUGCGGGCUCAGAUGCACUACACGCGGGCUAAAGGAUGCUCCAUGGCCCGGGCUGCGCACCAAGACCUCGCCCUCAUUGCUGUGUCUGGUCCAGAGGAUGGAGAGAUCCACCCCGAGAUAUGUCGGCUCUUCAUCCAGCUGCAGUGUUGCCUGGAGAUGUUCAUCACGGAGAUGCUGAAGUCCAUGUGCCUGCUGGGGGUGCUGCAGCUUCACAGAAAAAGAACUGACUCAGAGCCGAAGAUGGACUUCAGGGUGGAUGAAAGUUCGGAUGUUCCCAUCCUGGAGGACCGCUCCUCCUCACCCAUUGACUACCCUCAUGAUCCGUGGCUGGUGGGAGUCCAUAUUGAAAACAUAGAGCGAGAUAUGCAGGAAAUGAGAAAUCUGCUCAGCAAACUCAGGGAGACAAUGCCUUUGCCACUGAAAAAUCAAGAUGACAGCAGCUUGUUGAACCUGACUCCACACCCGCUGGUCCGCCAAAGGAAGAGGCGCGUCCCUGGACUCUGCUGCAUGGUGUCUGGUUAACGGUCCGAACUCAAUUCAUUAUGUACUGUAUAGCAACAAUUUUGGUUAUUAUUUUCCUUCCACAGUCCACUAUAGUUCCCUGGUUAGCAGACAUUCCGCUAGCAUUUAAUAAUGAGUGGCUUUUUUCUUUUUCCAUGAACUGCACUAUUAGUGUCACAUCAGCCAUAUCGGCUUUAGUCCUGUUUUGAGGAGGUUAGAAGGUACUUAUGUUUGCAUUAAUCACUCAGUUUUCAACAUAUAUAUUGAAUUAAAUUGUAUAUAUUUGGGCUAUGCACAAGCAUUAUAAUUUUUAUGUUGUUUACCCUCUGUGUCAUAAUGUGUGUCACAAUACACAGUGUUUUAGUCGCAUACAUUAUGUUUCACAGCCGUUACACACUGUGGACAAAAUAGUGUAUCAGUGUUAUGUUGCAUACACACAACUGGUUCCAAUUAUGUGUUUCGUUUUAGAGAGUGUGAAUGGGAAUUACACUUAGUAUCUGAUAAGUCAAACCGUGUUUCUUUGUAGCUGCGGUUCAUCGUCGAUUUCACCCUUAUAGUGUUGAUGCAUGGUUGUAUUGGUUGCUUGGUCUAUCUGGUGCUGACUAUCGACAAUGACCAUCUCAAACUGCAAGAUUUAUUAGCAUGUAAAUGACUUUUACUGAUCCCCCACUGUUGCCGUUUCCACCACCAGUUAAAGAUCAGACUGUCCAGUAUAAAAAAUAAAAUGAAAUAAAAAAUUCCAAUCCAAAUUUUCCAUUGACUGCCAGUUAAAACAAAACUGGCCACAUCUGACCUUGUCUGUGUCUAUAUUAUUCCCCCUGAACCCUGAGUGUUAAUCGUCAAAGUCUCCAUUCAUUAAUAAAGAUUGAAUUAUGUCAUGAGUUUUCUAUUAUGCACGCAUGAAUUGAACAUUGCCCCCACUAGUGGACAAUAGUAGACCUUGCAGUCGUUUUUAUUCGCACAGCAUGCCAAACAUCUUAUUCAGCUUUAUAUCAUUUCAUUUGGAAGAGUCCCCACCCUCACAUAGACGGAACACGAUUACACUAAAAGACUAAAUUCACGUAUAACAUUGAUCUGUUCGUUUAUCACUGAAUGUAAAUGAAAUGUAUUGUAUUCAUUUGUAAAGUUGUUUACGUGUAACCUUUCUUUUCAUGUGUGAUACUAUAUAUAUAUAUAUAUAUAUAUACAUACAUAUAUAUAUAUAUAUAUAUAUUAUUAUCAUGGCAUGUAUUGUGUAGUUAGGGUCCUUGUAGACAAGCAUCAGCUAUGUAUGUACAGCUUAAUUUUAUAAUGUGAAU
This is a messenger RNA of Phycodurus eques (leafy seadragon), 3341 nucleotides long. Its product is annotated as regulator of G-protein signaling 7-binding protein B-like. Gene Ontology annotation, biological process: G protein-coupled receptor signaling pathway. The record is from RefSeq and is a predicted model, not a curated record. Bases 1336 to 2064 code for a protein of 242 amino acids. Gene Ontology annotation, cellular component: nucleus; neuron projection; postsynapse. The transcript is spliced from 6 exons. Lineage: Eukaryota; Metazoa; Chordata; Actinopteri; Syngnathiformes; Syngnathidae.